Liolophura sinensis is the source of this 5559-nucleotide messenger RNA. Its product is annotated as zinc finger protein with KRAB and SCAN domains 5-like. Gene Ontology annotation, molecular function: RNA polymerase II cis-regulatory region sequence-specific DNA binding; DNA-binding transcription factor activity, RNA polymerase II-specific. The coding region runs from base 256 to 1941 and encodes 561 amino acids. The transcript has 5 exons. Gene Ontology annotation, biological process: regulation of transcription by RNA polymerase II. NCBI's taxonomy places the organism in Eukaryota, Metazoa, Mollusca, Polyplacophora, Chitonida, Chitonidae. The record is from RefSeq and is a predicted model, not a curated record.
UGAACUGUUAAUUACAUGACCACUGCACAAAUCAGGCAGGCGAUUAGCCGCAAGAAAGUCAUUUUAUGUCCUGGCGUUAUACAGUUGCUGAAAGGGCUGGAUCGUUACAUACCGACCUGUUCUGGAGACUUAUGCGUGUGAAUGUGUAUUUGUGCUUAUCAUCAAUUGGAAUUGGCGCCCCUACUUUGAUACAUAUAUAUCUGAAUCCGGUGUGAAUAACAGCACGGUACAAAAAAGCUCACAGUACAAACCGUAAUGGCCAGGGAAAGAAUGAAAGGAGUUCUCAGUAAGGGAAUCAUGGUGGACAUGAUAACUUGUGGGUCCUGCCGUGGAGAGUUUCUCUUGAGGGAUAUCACGGUCUUUAUACAGCAUAAGGCCUUCGACUGCCGCGGCCCACGGGACCAUGGACUCCAGCAGCAAGUGCUGAAAUGUUCCUCUUGUGAUCGCGAGUUCCGCACAUCCUGGGGAUUGCUACAUCACAUACAGGAGGCGCACAACAUCCAGCUCUACUCCGAGAACCUCCUGUAUCAGACAGAGGAGUAUUGUGACGAGGACCGAGGUUUUCAGUCAUACAGCCAUAGCAGGAUUCUGACCCCUGCCAGCUCCUGGGACCACGACGGUGACAGUGGGAACCACACGGUCUGUGUACGGCUGGAUUCGCAGUACCCGGACACCCGCUACCCACCAGAACGUAUAGGCAGCUCAAGGAGAACAGAGGGACACCAAGGGCUGGCAGGACAAGGUGUUGCCCCCAACUCUGUUGAGGACAGACCGCUAGACAGGGCAAAGGACUCACAGGUGUUGCCUCUUGACCUCAAAAUCUCCUUUCGAGAGAACAGGUCUGUGUACCAUGAGACGCCGUCAGACAGCGAUAACUGCUCCAUGAGCUCUGUGGAUGUUACACCGUGCUCGCACUCCUCAAUUAUCCCUAAGAAAAGGAAAUGGUCUGUCUACGAGCCGUCGUCGGAUGAUUGUGCUUCACCAGACACCAUGACGUACUCACCAUGUGAGUCUCACGAUUCGCUACAUGAUGAAGUGUCCUCCACAUGUACACCAAGGACACUAAUCAAGAACCAUCCCGCCACCAGGCACAGUUUGGUUAUUUUGCCAAAAUGGAAGUAUUCCAUGGACUUACAAAGUUCUCUACCAGUAGUUUCACCUGGCUCUGUCGACAGACCUCCCAACAGUCAGACCUCCGACACCUGCCUUACUGUGAACACUGUCAAUGGUAGUAGCCCAGCAAACUGUACCAUACAGCAGGAUUCUGCGAGUGAACACUGGACAGCGACUGAGGCCGCAUACGUGACGACAUCUCCCGAGACACGGGAGGUCAAUGGACAACUUAAUGACGUAGUGACGGUGACGUCCCAAGAGCGACCCGCAUCAAGUGAGGAAUUCUACCCACAGAGAGUAUCAGAGAACGGGAGUUCUGAUACUCUUGUGGACCGUCGAGAGAGCCCUGUGUCUGAUGGGCUGUACGGUGCUAGCAAGAAGCGUAGGUACCCGACUACGCGGCCCUUUAAAUGUGACCACUGUGAACAUUCCUUUAAUCAACGCAUUCAUCUCAAGAAGCAUCUGAGCAAACACACCGGUAUCAAGCCGUUUAAAUGUGGACUGUGUGAUUAUUCCACGGUGGAGCGGAGUCACCUGAAGGUUCACAUUCGUAUUCACACAGGUGAAAAGCCGUACAAAUGUACGUUUUGUGACUACGCCACGGCCCAGAACAGCACCCUCAAGAUUCAUUUGAAGAGACAUCAUGGCGGACGGAUGUUCCGAUGUAAAAUAUGUGCCAAGUGUUUCACCCAGCUCGACAUGCUCGAUAGUCAUAUGGCCAGUCACGGAGAUUCGUCAAACAAUCAAAAACAAGCGGAUCAAAAGCAUGACGCAUCAGAUCACUUUCCCCUGAAAGAGAACAUGUCACUUCCUCAUAUUCUUGUGUGACCAAAGAUUUCUCCUGUUCCGUUCUGAUCACGUGGCUAUAUCAGCGAUACCCUUGAGAUGACGCGCUAAUGAAGCUACCAUUUAUUUGUGAGGUUGGUUGGGGAAGAGGGUAGUAUUUAUUAACCAAUUCAAAUCAGUAUACCAAUGCAACUGUUGCCAUUGAAGUUUGCUUGUUUCUCUAACGUUGAGCUUGGUAUAGGAUUUUCUUCUGUUUUGGUGCUUUUUUAAUUCGAUUGUAUGCAGCAGUCAGAACAUAAACCUUAUAGGGUUACAACCAUAGUGACACAUAGUUACAGCCGAUUGUACGAAGUCGCGAAGAUCAGGUCUUCAUUCGACAUACAAGUAAAUCAUCAUAUGACUGUGUAUUUACACGUAAUUGUUGGUGUACUAUUGAAAGUUCUUGUCGGCACAUAUGGGGAAAAAUAGAAAGGAAGAGCUUGUGUAUAUAACAACUAAAGAGAGUCAACUUUUUACUUUUCAUUUUGGUUAUCAGCAUUUUGGUAUUAACUUUAUGCCAUUUUCAGGAUAUACAAAACAGCAAAACAGUAUGUCUAGAUUAUAUUCAUUGCAAGUAAACAAACAAUUUUAAAAUUAUUGUUCAAGUAAACUUUAGGCGUAAUGCGCGAUGACACCCCUCCACCCCCUCCACCCCUGAACCCUUUGAACAAUGAGAUUGAAAGCGAGUACAGAUCUACGUCAAGUUAGGCUGUGAUGGUUUGUUACCUUUUCUUCUCUGGGAACCACUUUCAUUUUUAGUUGCCAUGGUGUUUUAUCGUGUGAUUUGUUUACAUAUAACUUGUACAACGACUGAGUUUUCUGUUCAGUUAUAUGAAGUUGAAUUACGCUUGGGCGAGGUUUUAUUAUUGUGGUGACAAUCGUUUUAACGGCGUCUGAAGCCUGUCUGGAACGGGAAUGGCGUGUGUUGUUUUAUUAUUAUUAUUAUUUGAUUUUUUAUUUUGUUCGCGCAACCAUACUUCUUCGGCUUGUACACUGUGUUUGACUGCCUCAUGACGACGCCGUGACUUCAGACGUAUAUUACAUGCAUUCCAAGAGACGAGUCGGUGUUAUGUUAUGUUAUGUUAUGCUGUGUCUACAAGUGUUUCCAUUAAAAAGACAAGUCACACAGGGUUCCAAAAAAAUUAUUCUACUAAUUUUAACAAAAAGUGUGUCGUAUGAGUGAUGCUAGAAUGCAUUUGUUUUUAUAACACAAUAAUCAUAAAUCAUAUUAACCACAUUCAACAUAAUAUUAUGUUAGUGUGACAGAAUCUUUAUGUUGAAUAAUAGAAUAUGUGUCUUGUGUUUAACAGAAUAAUCUGCUACAAAUAACAGAAUACAUUCUAGCGUCACUCAGACAACAGACUUUCUGUUAAACUUAAAACAUUGUUUUUAGUUUAGUUUCCGCUGCAUCCGCAAGCUGUAUUUGUUGAGGAAAACCCUUAUUUAUACAAAAUAUAAAUUCCAUAGGACUUAACUAUCCAUGGCCUGAAAAAAAAAAAUAUCAAGUAUAUCUAUAUGAAUAAUCGCACCCUCAGCUGUAUAAAUCUUUAGAUUUAACUUGGCUCAAUUGUUUUUGGCUCAAUACAAUUUUAUUAUACUUGGUGGUUGACGUACUGUAAUACGUAUGUUGAAAAAAUAUGUACAUAUUUAUUUAUUUAUUACCGUGAAAGCUAUAUUUACUUGGAUGAAAAUAACAAGAUUAUUCAAAUUUUAUAAAGAAGGGCUCAAACAAGGUUUAAAAGUUAUCAAAAUGUAAAGUAUAUUGAUUGUAUUAUUAUUUGAGAUUAAGAUCUGUUAUUAUUAUUGUGGCGGGGAGGAUAUAUAGUAGAAAAUGUAGUUCAACAUAUAGUACAUAUACAUGUAUUUGUCCGUUAAGAGUGUAAAACCCGGAAAUUGAAAAAUCAAAUUCUAUGGUUUGUUUACCUGAUAAAACGUUUUGCUCGAGGCCUGUACACGUAGCAACGUUUGACUUAGUCAACGAUUGUAAAGUUUACAGCAUUGAGGAAAUAUAACACAGACCGGAGGAAAAGGAGAUUCACAUACAUGCAUUCUAUACACUCCAAAAAUUAAUCUGUUAAUUUUAACAGCGUCAUGCUAGAAUGUAUUCUGCUAUUGCAGUACAUUAAUCUGCCAAAUAUAACACACAUGUUCUAUUAAUUCAACAUAAAGGCUCUAUUAGACUAACGGGAUGUUAUGUUGAAUAUGACAGAAUAUUGCGUUAUAAUAAUAGAAUACUUUCUGGCAUUACUCAGACAACAGACUUAUUUUUAGAAUUAACUUGUUAAUUUUUUCAGUACCCCAGCGAAUAAAACUUUGAUCGUUAUUAAAUAACUAAGUAUAAAAGAAAAAAAAGCGAAAAUGAAGGUGAACAGGAAGACCAUGCAAUGAAAAAUGUGGAAAUUUGUACGUUUCUCGAAAAUAUUUUGUCGAUUUUUGUUACUGGAUUGCAUGCAGCGUAUGUUUUAAUUUCGGUGGAAUGGGAAAACAUUAUCUUGGGAAAUGUACUCAUUUAAAGCAAAGUCUUCUCAUGCACAUAAAGGAAUCAUUCCAACAUUUAAUGUGUGGAUUAUACAUAAGAUGAAAAAUAUGUGAAAUCAUUAUUAAAACUGACGCCAAAAGUGAUCCAUAAACACACCAUGAAUAAAGGUAUAAAAAGACAAAAUAAGUAAAUGUAGUUUUGGAUAUUGUUUUCAUUGGUCUUCCCACUGAAUCUUAUGUUUUAUAAGAUGAGUCUUUGUUUUAUUUUGCUCUAAUCUGAAUAGAUGGGAUUUAGAUGUUACAGUAAGAGUAUCCACAAAUAUUACUAAAACAAGAUAGUAGAUAUGGACGAUUUUUCAGGACUGAACAGUACCAAAAUUGCACAUGCAUAGCGAGUAUAUAAAAACUUGAGUCAGAUCUUUAAGACAAAAUCAUGUUGAGGGUAUGUAGAUUUGGUUAUUGGUCCUAUAGUAUGUACGCACUGAUAAGUCAUGCAUCUAUGGGUUAUAAGACUGAUACAAAAACCGGUGUCCAAAUGAAUAUCGAUUGCCUUAUAUAGUGAAUUGUUGGUGUUUAGUGACUGUUACUCCGUCCAUUAUGACGUAACAUGUGACAUGAUCAACAUGUUGAGAUUUAAUCAUAAUCAUAUGAGUUCGUGAAAAUAUAUAUAUGUAUUAUAAAGGUGAUAGUCAAGUACUGUGCAUUUGCUCAAAAGCUCCGUUUUGUGUCUCUUAAGUCAUACAUUUACCAUGUUAUUUGUGAACGUUAUAUAGGUGUGUUGUACACUUGUUUUAUAUACCUACAGGAUAUAUGUAUUGUAAUGAAAAAUACUUUCUGUUGUAUGAUUAAAAUAACAUUGUUUAUAUAUGAAACUUAAUUUUUUGUGUUGUUUGUUUAAUGAAUUUUUUCUCUCUUUUGUAUGGGAGAACAGAUAGAUUUACUGAAUUAAGUAAAUACUCAGCCCCUGGUAUACUGGUCGAUGGCAUGCACUGGACAAGGCAUUAAUGCCUAUACAUGAGCGUAUUCCUGCUGGUUCAGUUUAGACUUUUUAUGUAUUUCUGCAUGCCAUGCUUUGCUGCAUUGUAGUGGUGAACUACCAGUAUGUAAUUUGAGUAAAAAUAAACAAACAAAUAAUUAAUACAA